UCCUCGCACCCUCUCCUGUCCGUCGUCCAUCGCUCCCAUCCCUUCCCAGUCCUUUGAACCGGCCUGACCGAGCCCACCAGGACCCAGCCGCUCAACCCGGCCAUGUCGUCUCCACCCCGCCUUAUCGGCUGCCACUCGGGCAAGGAGUACACCAUCGGCACCUUUGCGACCUUCAACCUCAGCAGAAGUAGGCUGAGCUCUGGCAGCAGCGGCCUCGAGUUCAUCUACUCCCGCUGCCAGGAGGCCGCGCCGCCCAGCCUCGGACAGAGCCUGGCUCCUAUGCAUAUGGUGUUCCUCGGCAGCUUUGGCGACUGCCAGGCCGACCCGACCAUCAAGGUCCUCUGCAGCUCGCGCAAGUUUGCCAACGUCAACCUCGGUGCGGACCCGUCCUGUCUGGGCGAUCGGGUCAGCGACUUUCAGGUUGGCAGGUGCCUUGGCAACAGCGAGGCCUCCAACUGGACCGUCUAUACAAAUCUCGCUGACAUCAACGUCACCGACACAACCACCCUGCCGGACCCAUCUGCAACCUCGUCCAUCCUGCCGUCGUCCUCGCUCGACCCAUCUCCACCCGCCGCCCCCACCAUCUCGCCCACCGACCUGGCCUCCGACACAAGCAUCAACAUCCCACUGAUCGCGGGCCUCUCGGGCGGUGUCGUCGCCAUCGCUGCCCUCAUCUUGCUCGGCACCUGGUGCAGCUUCCGUCGGCGCAAGUCCCGCCAGCAAACCGCCCACUCGGCCGACAUCCAUGCCCACGAACACAGCAGCCUCGUGAGCCGCCCGUCCUCGGGCUCCGAGACUCAAGGCACUCUCGUCAACACCUCCCAGGCCGGCAGUGUCUACAUCAACGCUGCCAGUCCCAGCGACCCCUCGCGGCUGUCGCCUUCUGCACCCUCAUCGACUGUCUCCCGGCCGGGCCACGGCUCGGCCGAGUAUGCGGGGGCAUACACCACCGUCCCCCGCAUCAGCUCUCCGCCCAUCGUCUCGACCACCGACCGGCUCUCCCCCGAGUCCAGGCGCAACAAUCGCAUCAGCCAGAGCGGUCCGCUCUAUACCAUGCAGAUGAACUACCCCUCGACGAGCGAUGGCAAUCCCAGGGCUCCCUUUGUCCCUGGUCUCGCCGGCCCUUCUCCUUCAAACCUGUGGUCCUCCAGCCAGAGCGGCUCGUCCAACAGCCCCGCGACCCCAACCGGCAAUCCGUAUUCCCACGGACCCAACCCACACCCUCCGCUUUCGCCGACUCCGAGUCGACUGGCCCAGCAGCGACUGGAAAUCAGUCCAACCUCAACGUACCCACCACCGCCCAACAGCCUGGCCCUGCCCUCCAUCGCCGAGAUCAUGAGCCACUACUCGGACUCUGGCAGCGGACCCAUCUACCCUCCAAACCAAGUUCACUAUGCCGACGGACAAGCCGUCGUCCCCACGCACGCGUCCCUCCGCCGCCUCGAGACAGCGACCUCGUCCAUCUCGCAGGACGGCCACUCGGAUCUGCGCCGAACCUCAAGUCUCCGCAAGCUCGAUGCCGAACAGAAGAAGGCUGCCGAGUUGCAGCAGCAGCAAUAUCACCAGUACCAGCAGAACCCCGCCGCUGCUGCUGCCACCGCUCGUGUUGCUUUCAAGUACUAUCAGCCCGCAGAAGAUGACGAAAUCUCGGUUCACAUCGGGGACAACCUCGCCAUCAUCUACCGCUUCGACGACGGAUGGGCGUACGGAUUCAACUACUCGACAUCACUGAGGUAGGUUUGGCUGGACCGCCGUAGUGCGUGGAUACAUCUGGUGGUUUAUGGGCACAGCCGAAUCCAAAAGACACACUGACUCAGGGUCAUCGAACGGCCUGUGCUUCCACUCUUCCACUCUUCCACUCCUCCACUCCUCCUCCGCUUUUGUAUUCUGCGACU
This is a messenger RNA of Polychytrium aggregatum, 1895 nucleotides long. RefSeq lists its product as uncharacterized. NCBI's taxonomy places the organism in Eukaryota, Fungi, Chytridiomycota, Chytridiomycetes, Polychytriales. The coding region runs from base 103 to 1737 and encodes 544 amino acids. Gene Ontology annotation, molecular function: protein binding. The record is from RefSeq and is a predicted model, not a curated record. The transcript has 3 exons.